Thrips palmi is the source of this 4242-nucleotide messenger RNA. RefSeq lists its product as uncharacterized. The coding region runs from base 1 to 4194 and encodes 1397 amino acids. The record is from RefSeq and is a predicted model, not a curated record. Gene Ontology annotation, cellular component: chromosome. Gene Ontology annotation, biological process: regulation of transcription by RNA polymerase II. NCBI's taxonomy places the organism in Eukaryota, Metazoa, Arthropoda, Insecta, Thysanoptera, Thripidae. Gene Ontology annotation, molecular function: zinc ion binding; chromatin insulator sequence binding. The transcript is spliced from 15 exons.
AUGGCGAAAUUUAUCCACAUCCUGGUGAUGUUUUUACUCAUCAUGGUGAAAAUAACCCUAAUCAUGGUGAAAAUUCGUAUCAUGGUGAAAAUUCUCAUCAUUGCAAAAAUUCUUAUCAUUGCGAAAAUUCUCAUCAUUGCGAAAAUUCCCUUCAUCGUGGUGAAAAUUCUCAUCAUGAUUAUGGUGAAAAUUCCCCUCAUGGUGAAAAUUCUCAUCAUCAUGGUGGUGAAAAUUCUCAUCAUGGUGGAAACUCUUCAUAUUAGAGAGUGCAUCCACACGUUCCCCCGUCUGACGCUGACGCACUCAUGUCCGGGGUUAACUAGGCCGCGCGUUAAAACCUUCGGCGCGGCCGCUAGCUCAUCGGGUCCAAAAACUAAGGGCCCAAAAUCCAAGGGUUCAAAAUCCAAGGGUUCAAAAUCCAAGGGUCCAAAAUCCAAGGGUCCAAAAUUCAAGGGUCCAAAAUCCAAGGGUCCAAAACCCAAGGGUCCAAAACUCAAGGGUCCAAAACCCAAGGGUCCAAAAUCCAAGGGUCCAAAAUCCAAGGGUCCAAAAUCCAAGGAACAAAAUCCAAGGGAUCGAAAUCCAAGGGUCCAAAAUCCAGGGUCCCAAAUCCAGCGUCUGGGAUUCGAGCGUGCACUAGUUUUGCGUACCAGCGCAGGACACACAGCACUCUGCCAGGCGAAAAUAGAGGACAUCCUGGAGGACAUCCUGGAGGACAUCGUGGAGGACAUCGUGGAGGACAUCGUUGAGGACAUCGUUGAGGACAUCCUGGAGGACAUCGUGGAGGACAUCGUGGAGGACAUCCUGGAGGACAUCCCGGAGAACGUCCUGGAAAUUUGUAGUGUGCAGACAGUUAUCAGCGCCUUCCUGAUUGACGGCGAGGAGCAGGACACGCACUUCUGCCUGCGCUGCCGCCGCACCAUCGAGGGCCUCGACGAGUACGUGCAGCACCGCGACGCCGACGGCUGGCGGUUCCCGCCGCGGACGCACACGGGCGGCAAGUGGCGGCCGCAGACGCCGCGCCUCGACGACGAGGUGCUCUCGACGACGCCGCCGCCGGACGCUGGCGGCAAAUGGGGCCCGCCGCGGACCCACACGGGCGGCAAGUGGACGCCGCAGACGCCGAGCGACGUCCCCGACGACGACAAGGAGGUGCUCCUGACCGACGCGGCGCCGCCGCCGCCGAACGCGGGCGGCAAGUGGGGGCCGCCGCCCACGCACACGGGGGGCAAGUGGACGCCGCGCGCCGAGCCCGGCGAGGACGAGCACUGCGACGAGCAGGACUUCCCCCCGCCCGGCCACACCCGGGGCAAGUGGGCGCCGGGCAUGGCCAACAAGGUCCGUGCCCUGCUCGAGCCCUCCGCGCCCGCCGCGGUGCGCAAAUCGGGCAGCACGGUCCAGUACUGGUGCGGGUCCUGCAACCGGCGCCUGGCCAGCAGCAAGAUGUACGAGCGCCACCUGCAGUCCGAGCUGCACUCCCGACGCACCCUCCCGGAGCGCCAGCUCGACAUGCGCCCAGGCCGCCCAGGCGACAUGCGCCCAGGCGACGGUCCGGAGCGGCCGGGCUUCGGCCUCGGCGCCGGAGACGCCGCGGCCCCGGCGACGCCAGGACGCCGUCAGGGCCGCCGCCGAGGACACCGCCAGGGGCUGGAGCGGUGCUCGGUGUGCCGCGCGCGCGUGCAGCGCCACCAGGUGGGCAAGCACCUCGUGUCGCACUUCCACUGGCGCAGCACGCGCAGCACGGCCGUGGGCUCCGCGGCGGCCGCCCUCAUCCUGGACAACAUCGAGGCCGUGGUGCGCCAGUCGCCCUUCCAGUGCGGCCUCUGCAAGUUCUACUGCAACUCGUCCGAGGCCUUCCGCCAGCACUGGGCCUCGGCCUCGCACCGCCUCAAGGACGAGCAGGCCGCCGCCGCGGACGGCCAGUACUGGUGCUCGCCGUGCGAGGUGGGCGCCGAGUCGUCGCUCGACAUGGAGGCCCACCUGUGGGGGGAGGAGCACCGCGAGGUGGAGGCCGCCGUCAACAGGAGCGUGGCCGUGGUCGUGUCCCGCAGGACGGCGCUGCGCUGCAAGGCGGCGGGGUGUCCCGCCGCGUUCCGGUACAACGCGCAGCUCGGCCGCCACGAGAGGCAGUCCGGGCACCGCGGUCCCGGGGCGCUGCCGGGGCUGCCGUCGUCCUCCACGCCCUGCGCGUCCACGGCCGGCGACCGCUACCAGUGCCGGUACCGGUGCAAGGGCUGCGGCGCCCUGCGUCGGUCGCGCCUCGCGCUGCAGAAGCACAUGCUCAAGUGCACCAGCCAGGUGGGUGGCAGGCUGAAAGCUCUCCGUGGCAACUACUACUGCGGCGUCUGCUCUCUCAACUUCCCGACGGCGGCCUCGGCGGCUCAGCACCGCCUGGGCCAAGCGCACCGCGACGCGGUCCGGGACCGCCGGCUGGGCAGGGCCGGCAGGGCCACGGCGUCGGGGCGGCCGCUCCGCCGGUGCCCGCACUGCCGCGAGCAGUGUCGCGGCCUCGCGGCGCUGCGGCUCCACUUGGACGACAAGCACCCCGACAGGAAGCACCGGUGCGCGCUGUGCGGCCUGGCCUUCACGCUGCCGCAGGAGGUGUCUCGGCACCACCGCGACGUCCACGCCGCCGCACUGGCCGCCACGCCGAGCGGCGACGCCGCCACGGGCGCCGCGCUGCUGCUGCCGGCCGUGGGCGAGCAGCCCCCCUUCAGCUGCCGGACCUGCUUGUUCGUGACGGACUCCAGGGCCGAGCUGGUGUUCCACGGCGUGCUGCACGGGCCGCCCGAGCUCGUCGCGCAGCCGGAGGUCGCCGAGGACGGCGGCGGCGACGCCCCGGACCCCGCGGCCGCGCGGUACCGCUGCCCGUUCUGCAGGCGACUGUACCGCAAGCCCGCCCUGCGGACCCACCUCCACGUCCACACGGGGGAGCGGCCCUUCCGCUGCCGGCACUGCGACAAGGGCUUCAGCCGCAAGGACUCGUGCGUGACGCACGAAGUGACGGCGCACGUGCUCGUCGACCGGGACGGCCGGGACGGCGGCCUGGAGGACGACGAGCACCUGCAGCGCGAGGAGCAGCGCCUCCAGGACGCCAUAUCGUCCAUCGUGGACGACGGCGCGGCGAGGACGCCGCCGACGGUGACGGCGUCGACGGCGGCGCGGCCCACCAGGAGGACGCCAACCAGUGGCGGCGCGGACCAACGCGAGCGGAAGCACCUGUGCGACGUGUGCGGAAAGUGCUUCUUCAACAAGGCGACGCUGCGCCAGCACCAGGUGUCCCUGCACGGCGUCAAGCCGCUGGCGUGCUCCUGGCCCGGCUGCGCGGUCCGGGCGCGGUCCGCCGCGGAGCUGCGCUCGCACCUCGCCACCCACGCGCAGGCCGCGGGGCAGCCCGCCUUCCAGUGCACCGCCUGCCCCUUCCGCGCCCGCACCAAGCAGCUCCUCAAGAGGCACGAGAAGAUCCACACCGGCGAGAAGGCGUACAAGUGCGAGCAUUGCGACUUCGCGACGCGCGUGGGCUCCCACCUGUUGAGGCACCGCCGCCUGCACACGGGCGCCAAGCCCUUCUGCUGCCCGCACUGCAGCUACCGCUGCAACAACCUGGAAAACCUGCGCAAGCACGUCCUGCAGACCAACAAGCACCCCGGCAAGAGCAUGUACGAGUGCCGCUUCUGCGCCGAGGCUGGCGCCGGCGCCUUCGCCACCAACCUGGCGACGGAGUUCCGGGGCCACCUCGCCAGCGAGCACGGCGACGUGUUCCGGAGCGCCGCGUCCGCCGCGUCCUUCGUCGCCGGCAUCUACGACAAGGAGGCCGACACGGCGGCCGUCGUGUCCGAGACCCCCGUGUCCGGGACCGUCGCUGACGGCGUCGUGGAGGGUCAUGUCCAGAGUGGCGGCGCCCGGGCCAAGACGGCACGCAGUAAACGCCGGAAGGACUGCAAGGACGCGAAGCAGGGCGUCGGCGCGACCGAAGCCGUCCUUGACCUGGGCUUGGGGCCCGCGGAUCCUUCGAUGUCCGUGAUCGCCAUGCCCUCGGUCGAGGAGGACCUGCCCACCUCGCUCCUGCCCAAGCACGCGCUGCUGGACAGCGAACUGUUCCCCCUGGUGGUGACGGACCCCGACGCGGCGCAGGACGUCGUGUACGUGCAGCUGGAGGACAUCGACGGCGGCAUCGUGGUCGUCAACGCCUGAGUCAAAGUCUCAAUGAGAAAGCUGGAUCAUUAAAGACUGAUUUUGUAA